CUAAUUCUGACUUUAUGUUCUUGUUGAACAUUGUUGGGUAGUGAGACAAAGGGAAAGUAGAUUAUUUUGAAAGUUUUGAAUGUGAGAGUGGGAAUUAUCAGUGUUAGUUAUUGAAAUAGACAUUUUCAGGCUUGCUUUUUACUUUUUUUGAAGCUAUUCAAAAUCUAGGUCAAGAUUUGCAGCCUUACUCACGAACUCCUGGCACAUAGUUCACUGCAUAUUGCUCCAGAAAGGAACUAAUGAUGGUGGGGAAACUGGCGUCUACCUUAAUGAAGUGGUUCUCAGGCAUCAUCUGUUGAAGUCCCAAGUGCCUCCUUAAAAAAUCAUACUGCUGAUUACUCCUGUACCCGUGCAAAACAUGGAAUAAAUUUCAAUAAAAAAGGGUAUCUAUGACAGAGCAUCUUCCUUCCCUGUUGCCUGGCUCCCAUUGUCAAGUAAACAAAAAUGUCAUUAUCUGGGCUGACGGCACCAGACGAAAGCAGAUGCUAGAGGAAAAGAUGGUUAAGUUUUCCAUCACAUUUUCUUGAGCUGCUAGAUGUCCACAUAACAAUCACUUUCAUGAUUCAUCCAAGUGUCUCCAAAUAGAGUAAGAACAUUUACAGAAAUGGCAACCAACUCCAUGUAUUCUUGCGUGGGAAAUCCCAUGGACAGAGGAGGCUGGUGGGCUAUAGUCCAUGGGGUUGCAAAAGAGUCAGACACAACUUAGUGACUAAACAACAGACCUAAGAACAUGACUUUUCUCCAAAAAGCCUGUUUCUUUCUGCGUUUGUAAAGUGGAGUCACAUUGUUUCUGGACCUGAGUAUGUGCCCAGUCAUUGUUAAUUAUUUCCUUCCUAAAAAUGAAAUACUCAAAAAUUGGGGUAGUGUCGCCUCCAAGAGCUGACCUUGCAUCAGGAGAAUAAAGAAAACCCAGGACAAUGAGGCACGUGUUUGUGAGCUCUGGUAGGAACUGCGUUUGGAGGACAAGAUAAGAGAAAAUGCUGACUUGUAAUAUUUUUUUCCCUUGCAAACAUUAACAAAGUUUCUGCAGUACAAGCAACAUAUCCCUCUUCUCCCCAGCUAUGCAGUUUCUUGUGAGGAGGCGACAUCAUUUCCUGCUUGGUUUUGUGAAUUACAAGGAUGCUGUGUCCUGCUGGGGAUGCUGGGCUUGGAAUGAGGCAGAGAGAGGCUCACAGGGGUCAAUCGCCAGGCUAGUGGCAGCCCACAGGCUCUUUAAGUUGUUUUCCAUUAAGGGCACAAGCAAAGCCCACCUUAUAGUUGACUUUUGUCUUUUUCCCAAAUCGAGCAACUCUGUAAAAAAGAGCCUUUGGACCCAGAUUUUUCCCAGCUGUCUCCAACUGGACAUCCAGGGCGCCUCUCCUGUUCUUUCUGACUCUUGAAUUGGAAGCUAACAAGACUCUGCAGCCUGGAAAGGAAAUAAAAGCUAUUUCGUGCAGUGGAGAGUACUUGAAGGGAGCGAGGAUUCCCUGCGAUUCCUGCCUGCAACUGGUCAAACACUCAUUCCCCUCUCAGCUCUGCCUGCAGUUGAACACAAAGACCUGGAGGAGACUCCCACAUCCUUCGGGGAGGAGAAAGGAGGCGGCGAGGCCCGAUUGCAGGAACUUGGGGGCUGGUGGCCUCUGCGCACCGGCCGGCCGGCGAGGGGCCGAGGGGAUUAGAGUCCCGGGGCGGUGACCGAGCGGGAGAUGAGGCGCUGCCGCCGCCGCUGACCCUCGGUUCUGGAGCAGCCGCUGCGCUUUGUGCUGCCCGCACAUGUGUCUGCCCGGCGCAUCCGGAGGCGCGCACACGAGCAUCCACCACGGCCGCCGGGGAGAGAGUGCCCGCCAUGCCCACGGAGAGCCUACAGACAGGUAGCAUGGUGAAGCCGGUCAGCCCCGCCGGCACCUUCACGUCGGCCGUGCCCCUGCGCAUCCUCAACAAGGGGCCCGACUACUUUCGCCGCCAGGCGGAGCCCAACCCCAAGAGACUCAGCGCCGUGGAGCGGCUGGAGGCAGACAAGGCCAAGUACGUCAAGAGCCAGGAGGUCAUCAACGCCAAGCAGGAGCCCGUGAAGCCGGCGGUGCUGGCCAAGCCCCCUGUGUGCCCGGCCGCCAAGCGCGCGCUCGGCAGCCCCACGCUCAAAGGCUUCGGCGGCGGCGGCGGCGGCGGCGCCAAGAGCGAGGGGGGCGCGCCUCGCGAGACCCUGAAGCUGGAGAUCCUCAAGAACAUCCUCAACAGCUCCGAAGGCUCGAGCGCGGGCUCGGGCCACAAGCACAGCGCGCGGAACUGGCCGGCGCCCCGGGCCGACGCGGCCGAGCUGCACCGGCACUCGUUCGCCGAGUCGCUGCGCGCGCGCCCCGCGCCGGGCCGGGGCAGCCCCCAGGAGGGCGGCUCGCACGUGGGCCGCCGGCCGCCCGAGCCCGCCUCUUCCGCCGCCGCCGCCGCCGACGCCUUUCUGCACGUGUCCCACAGCUCCUCGGACAUCCGCCAGGGGCCCGGCGCCAGGCCCUUGAAGGCCAUCCUCCCCUGCAGCAGUUCCGCCCCGCCGCUGCCCCCCAAGCCCAAGGUGGCCGCCCCGGCCGCAGUGAAGUCCCCCGAGGCCGAGGCGGCCGAGCCAGCCGGCGGGGUGGGCCGGAGACCCUCGCUGCAGCGCUCCAAGUCGGACCUGAGCGACAGGUAUUUCCGCGUGGACGCCGACGUGGAGCGCUUCUUCAACUACUGCGGACUGGAUCCAGAGGAGCUGGAGAACCUGGGCAUGGAGAACUUCGCGCGGGCCAACUCGGACAUCAUCUCGCUCAACUUCCGCAGCGCCAGCAUGAUCAGCUCGGACUGCGAACAGUCUCAGGACAGUAACAGUGACCUUAGGAACGAUGACAGUGCCAAUGACCGGGUGCCCUACGGCAUCUCCGCCAUCGAGAGGAACGCGCGCAUCAUCAAGUGGCUGUACAGCAUCAAGCAGGCCAGGGAGUCGCAGAAGGUGUCCCACGUGUAAGAGGCAGCAGCGCGCCCGGAGGGAGGCAGGGGGGGGGUCUCUGUCCGCGCCUCGGCACUUGUGAAGAUUGUGAGGUCUCCUUGAAGUGUUGUGAGCUUCUCCACUCUCUUUGUGUUGCUUGUUGUGCAAUGUCUUUCCAGUUGCAUGCCCGCCAACACGGGGACUGACCUGGCGUCCUCGGCUACCAUCGCUGCAGAGCCUGGCCGGUCGCGCGUCACCCGCCCCGAAGUGUCAGGCCACAUCCUAAUUUAGGGCUUCAAUCUUUGGCAAAACUGUUUACACGGAAAACGGUAUACAACUUCUUCAAUAUUUAUGUGGUUCUAGUGUUUUUAUAUCCCGCGCUAUGGUGUCUUAAUUAAAAGUUUUAUCAACUGGCUUUUAAGUUGGGAGUAGCAUCUUUUUGAAUUUAAAAAAACCCAAUUUGCCUACAUGUGAGACCCAAACGGGAAAAUAAAUGGGCUCUGCUAUCAAACAGAUAGUGAGGGAUCCCAGAGGACUGGGCUGGGCUUUCUGAGAAAGAAAGUGGGGAAUCCGAUGUCAGUCAUUUACUGUUGACAGUCCUCUUGCUAUUUACACAAGUAAUGGUUGGGGACACAUCGUUCUGUGUCUGAUUUGGUGUAUAAACGUUGGUGGUUUCUGUAAUACUGACCCCAAGGAAAGACAAUCAGAUACAAUGAAGGGAAUUAAAUCAGGAGGUUGGGUGUUAGAGGGGUUUGUUACUAUUAAUCUGAUUGGGUUGAUUUAGAAAUUUCGACUAUCAAUCAUUUGACAGAACUGGCCACCCUAGAGCUGAUACUGAAUGUUUUUUGUUUUUUUUUUUAAGUUGGUUUUUUGGUUGAGAAUUCCAAGUGGAUUCUCCUCCCUCCCUUUGUUGUAACUGUUUUAUCUGGGAGAGGGGAGUGGGGCUUGGGUGGUGGGAACUACCUGAAGACCACUGAACACAAAUGGAAAUGCCAGCCAUACCAGUUUAGAGCCUUCUCUUCAGAAGUCAGUACCUUUGGGAGCUGAACCAGAUCUGGGCAGCAUGACUAUGUCCUCAUGCAUAUGUUAACCUGUGAGGCUGUAAGGGACUUGAAACAUGACGCUGUGUAGCUUUUCAACCCGAAGAUCCCUAGGGCUGCAUUUCAGCUUGUUGCCCCAUAAGCUGUCCUACAGGUGGUCUAGUUGGCUGUCCGUCAGCUGACAGUCAUCCGGCAGUAGCCAAGGGGUCCACCUGGGAUGCUCAGCUUCCUCGCUCUUAUAGACACGCCCUGGAGCUCCUAGCAGCACUGCCUUAGCCUUCAUCAGCUCAUAGGACACUUUUUAUGCUGUAAAUGUUGUAAGACUUUGUACAUACUUCAGUUGUUUAUGAAAUCUUUAAGAAGAAAAAAAAAAAGAAAUGUUACUCUAAUAAAUAGCUCUGGUGCAGGC
Molecule: messenger RNA, 4381 nt
Organism: Cervus elaphus (red deer)
Lineage: Eukaryota; Metazoa; Chordata; Mammalia; Artiodactyla; Cervidae
Gene: FAM110B
Product: family with sequence similarity 110 member B
Exons: 4
Coding region: 1826-2971 (381 amino acids)
Source: RefSeq, a predicted model, not a curated record